AUGUCAUGCAAGGAAAAAGCAGUGCAGACCGAAUGGAUCUUAAAUAAGAUCGAUUUUGGCAAAAUAACGACAUCGGCGCGGGAAACUGUUCUUAACCAUUUUGCUCGUACUCAUUUUUCAAAAUUUGUGGACAGUCUAAAGGAUUCCUCCAUGCAAUCCCAAGUAGACGAAAAUAGCAUAUGUAAAAUUGGAGCAACAAUAGAAGAAUGGAAUUACUGGAGAACAGGAGAAUUCGAGUGGAAACCCAUAAAUGGAACAGAGGGAAACAUUGAGAACCAGAUGAAAGAGGAAGAGGGGAAGGAGGGGAUAAGCAAACUCAAAAAACCGAAGAUAAAGGAGAAUGACAAGCGUAAAAACAAAGGAAAAAUCAAUGCAAAGGAUUUAGACUCUUUGAGGGGCAUGAACUGGCUGAAUGACGAAAUUAUUAAUCAGUAUUUCGAAUUAAUCAGCGAAACGUAUGAGGGGGUGUAUCCCUUCAAUUCCUUUUUCUUCCCACGCCUCCACAUCGGUGGUUAUAACGCAAUCAAAAGAUGGACCAGGAAGAUCGACAUUUUUAAAUACGCUCUGAUUAUGGUACCCAUACACCCGGGGAAUCAUUGGUGUGUCAUCACGAUCAGCCCACCUACAGAAACGGUGACUUAUUUCGAUAGUUUUCAAGGUAAAAACUCGCAAUAUCUAAAAACGGUCAUGGGAUUUAUCAUGGAGGAAACGCGUGAAAAGAAGGGGGUGACGAUAAAAAUGGGGAGCUGGACCCUGACAAUGAGAAAAGACACUCCGAAACAACUCAAUGGUUAUGACUGUGGGGUCUUUGCUUGUCUCUUCACAAGAUACGAAGCUGCAAGAUUGGAAAUCGAUUUUACACAAAGAAACAUACCACAAAUUCGCGAGAAAAUGAUUCGGGAGUUACAGAUAAAUAAAUUGAUCCAGUAA
Messenger RNA from Venturia canescens, 930 nucleotides. RefSeq names its product sentrin-specific protease-like. Lineage: Eukaryota; Metazoa; Arthropoda; Insecta; Hymenoptera; Ichneumonidae. Bases 1 to 930 code for a protein of 309 amino acids. Gene Ontology annotation, molecular function: deSUMOylase activity. Gene Ontology annotation, biological process: proteolysis; protein desumoylation. Gene Ontology annotation, cellular component: nucleus. The transcript has a single exon. The record is from RefSeq and is a predicted model, not a curated record.